UGGGCUCUCAUCUCAUUUUGCACAUCUGGCUGAACUGGAGUCAGGUGGUUCACUCGUUCCUGGCAGAGGCAGUCUGCGGCGGUGACAUCUCCCUUUUAUAAUCCUUCACCUCAGCCACUGGGAAUCAACCAGGCCAUGGAUACAGUGGCUGUGUAUCACGGUAAAAUCAGCAGAGAGACCGGAGAGAAGCUCCUGCUCGCGACAGGGUUGGACGGCAGCUAUUUGCUGAGGGACAGCGAGAGUGUUCCGGGCGUGUACUGCCUGUGUGUGCUGUAUCAAGGUUACAUUUAUACAUACCGAGUGUCCCAGACAGAAACAGGUUCUUGGAGCGCUGAGACGGCACCUGGAGUACAUAAAAGAUUUUUCCGGAAAAUAAAAAAUCUCAUUUCAGCAUUUCAGAAGCCAGAUCAAGGCAUUGUAAUACCUCUGCAGUAUCCAGUUGAGAAGAAGUCCUCAGCUCGAAGUACACAAGGGAGAAGAGAUUCUGAUGUUCUCCUGAAAGCACCAUGAUGAAAAAGAAAACACCUUGUACUUUAUUUUCAAUAAUUUAAAUACAUGUUAAGUCUUGUGUAAUGUAGAUAAUACAGUUCAGUGAGCUAUAAAUGCAUUUCUAACACAACUGUAGUCCUGCAAUGCAAGCAUCUUGCCUCAUAUUAAAGCUGAAAUGGACAUUGUAAAUGAUGAAAAGCUUUGAAAUGAAGAUUGAGAAAAAAUAAUUUCAGUUACUGUAUUUUCAAAUGGGAAAGAAUUUAAGGUAUAAUCAAUAUUUUAUAAAAUAUUGUCACUUCUUGCCAAACAUAAAUAAAAUAAUCCCCAGCUUUUGUCAAAGCACCCACUUUAGUGAUAUAUUAUUUGAUAGUUACUAUUUUCCUGAGUGUAUGUUGAGAAUGUGAUUGGCGUCCCUCAUCUUUGUCACGUACUGUUCUCCUCUAGCUAUUGUGUCAUAGGCUCUGUUGGGAUUUAUAAAGCUAUCUGUUGACACAAAUACUAGGUAAAUAGUGAAGAAUUUCUGCUUAAAUUUGAAAGCAACUUUCUUGUCUAAUGUUCUGAUGUCAUAUAGUAUACCAAUCUGUAGUCAUAUAGUAGACUCCAUAUAGUAGACCAAUCUGGAGUUUAAAAUCUUGUAAUUUAAAAUAGGCUCUAAGUUUUUAUUGUAUUUGAUGCUUACAGGAUUAGAAAUUAUAUUUAGAAAUCUGAUGAUGUGGAUUUUUCUUUUGCUUUAUCUCUGUCCCAAGUUUUCCUACUGUAUGUAAACUUUCCUUUGCAAAGGAAUUUUCAGCAACUCGAGCUUGUGGUUAACUGAUGCAUAAGCAGUCUCCCUUGCAGGUAACCUUACAAGUCUACUUUUGAAAGCUUAUGCUUACAUUCAUUUUUAACAAUUCUGAGUCUUUGAAACCUAAGUAAUAGUCAAAAUGCACUAUUUUCUUCUAAAACUUAUAUUUUAAUGACUUUUGUGAAUGAUUAUAUGCCAAGUUGUUUUAAGAGUCAAAUAAUUCAUCUAUCUUACAAACAUAAUGGGAUACUAGGGGAGUAGAGAAGUAAAAAUAUCUGAGCCCUGCCCUCACAUGGUCCAUUGUUUUGUUAGACCAGAAAACUGUAGUAGUAAAAGAUAAUAAAAGCAAAUUUAAAAGGCAAUCACAAAAUAAUAAUUAAGGUUGAUAAGUAUGUAAGUCAGGGUCUCUGUGUAGGUAGAUCUGGUAUUAGAGGAAAGAUGAAUCAACACAAAUACUCUGGUCCACAGGAAAAGUCUGUUUCAUUGUAAACUGAGGACGCUCGAAUUUUGGGCUGUGUGUGAAUGCUGUGAACUUGGUUAGUGACUAGUGAACUGCUGAAAGACAGAGCUACUCUUUAUGUGCUGCAAGUUCUGAUUUCUAAACAUUUAGUGUAGUAGAGUACGGCCAUGGUUGUACAUUGUGGGCAGUUCAUCAUUUCUUGAAGGAAGAACAUCAAAUGUAAUUUAUAAGGGAAUUCAGAAGCCAACUCCACACUGCUUCUUUGGCGUGAGAAACCAAAAGUGCAAAUAAGGACCAACAUGUAUAAUAGAUAUUGUGAAAUAGGAAGAAAAUGUUCAUAUGAGAAGGAGAACUGUGGAGGGGCGAGGGGGAAGGAAGGGAGGAAAAAGAAAAAAGAAAGAAAAAAGAAAGAAAUCUAUAAAUGAGGAAGGGAGGAGGCAAUUGGAAAAAAUGCUCAAGAUAUAUUAUGUACAGGUACAAGCAUCCUAUGAUGAACGUGAUCCUUAUGUAUAUCUAAAUGUACCAAUAAACUUAAUUAAAAAAGAAAUGAAUCACAGAGUAUUUAAUAAAGUGCUGUUUGUAACUUCAAAAAGUUCCCAAAAUGCAUAUAUUUAAAUACAUUCUAAUUAUUUGUAGCUUGAGUUUAAAUUUUAGUACUUGUUACUAAUUUUUAUGCUAAUUUGUUAGUUCUGGACUAAAUGAGUGACAUUUGUAUGUUCUUUUACAAAAGCCAUUCUUGAAAAAGCUUUCUGGCAUCAUUAGUGAUCUUUAAUAUUGUAACAAAAUAUUUGAAAGCUUUGUGUAUCUAAUUUGUCUUAAAAUAUUACUUUAACAAUAUUCAGGGACAGAUGCUAUUAAUAAACAAGGAACUGAUGAAGA
Molecule: messenger RNA, 2612 nt
Organism: Cavia porcellus (domestic guinea pig)
Lineage: Eukaryota; Metazoa; Chordata; Mammalia; Rodentia; Caviidae
Gene: Sh2d1a
Product: SH2 domain containing 1A
Exons: 4
Coding region: 136-510 (124 amino acids)
Biological process (GO): cellular defense response; regulation of immune response; negative regulation of neutrophil differentiation
Cellular component (GO): cytosol; cytoplasm
Source: RefSeq, a predicted model, not a curated record